Molecule: messenger RNA, 716 nt
Organism: Ceraceosorus bombacis
Lineage: Eukaryota; Fungi; Basidiomycota; Exobasidiomycetes; Ceraceosorales; Ceraceosoraceae
Source: the annotation of a GenBank genome assembly
AUGGAUGACGAGGAGUAUGCAGAGUACAUCAGAGGUGAGCUGAGAUGAGGUUUUCAUGCUUAACAGACGUUCUCCAUGCUCAUCCCAUUCCACAUGCAUUCGGCGACAUCAUUCCAGACGGUAUGUGGCGGCGAGCACAUGCUGCGGAUAUUGCUGCCCAGGAGGCGGCUGCUGAGAAAGCGAAGAAGAGAAAAGCGGAGCAAGAUGCAGCCAAAGCUGCGCGAGUGCAAGAGAGGAUCGAAGCCGCGUCGAAGAGGCAAGGUGUCGAGCUGGACGAAGCGAGGAUUCGUUGGGAGAAGGCCUGGUCCGACUUGAGUUCUUCGAUCCAGAAAGAACCCGAUGGAACGCUCAUGCAGGAUCUGAGGUAUCAAGACAUUCCUUGGCCCGCGACUAGAGAGCUCGGGCACUCACUGGACCUGGGACCCGACAGCUUGAGGCGUUUCCUGCUCGAGAUCACCCCUGCUGAUCGCACGCAGGCCAAGCAAUUGUCGGAUGAGCAGAGGAGCCGCGCGUCGAUGGGUGAUGCAGAGGCCACGCCUGGCAGCGAGGUCGCCAAUGCUCGCUUGAGGACGGCAUUGCGACGCUAUCAUCCCGAUCGCUUCUUUUCGCACAACGUUUUUGGCAGAGUGGCGGAGGUAGACAAGGAAAGGGUUCGCAAAGCCGUGGAGCAUGUCGCUCAGGGCCUGAGUGAGCUGGUGGGGCAGAGGAGAGCCUGA